This is a messenger RNA of Angiostrongylus costaricensis, 2256 nucleotides long. The record is from the annotation of a GenBank genome assembly. Lineage: Eukaryota; Metazoa; Nematoda; Chromadorea; Rhabditida; Metastrongylidae.
AUGCGUCAACAAUGGGUGAUACUGGCAUUACUUCUGCUUUUUACUUUCGCACUCGUGAAUGCUUUUAUGAAACGUGUCCGAAGAGAACCUCCAAGAGAUUGUUCCGAUGCUCCCGACAAAGACAUCAAACACACUUGUAUUGUGAUCCGGCAAAUGGAUAAAAUCACUCGACGGAGAAUUGCUCGUCAAGCCGUAAGAAACAGUGUAAGUUUGUCUACUGACAAUAAACCGUUAAAGCCUAUUAGGACUGGGAUGAGGAGAAACGUUGCGAAUCUUUUUCAGCAACCACGACAGCCACAACAACGGCAGCAACAACAACGACAGCAACAACGACAGCAACAACGUAGGAGAGAACAAGCUGCAACCGUGGCACCACCAACACCGCCUCCAAUCAUUGGUCCUCCUGAUUGGCUUUUGCCAAUACCCGUGCCUCCAAACGCCCGCGGUCAAGUGGCUUAUCAUCCAUACGACUGUAUGACGUUAGCGUGUCUUUGUCCAUUUUUCGCAGGACAGAUGCGUGGACAACACUGUGUGCUGUCGAACAGUGUUGUUCUACGGAUGGCUUAUCGCAAAGAAUAUCGAAUGCUGACAGACGACGAACGCAAUAGAUGGCAUAACGCCUUAGCGACCUUGAAGGCAAACGGCGAAUACGACCGACUCAGCCGUCAGCACUUGGAUGUCGGCAUUGGGUCGGGGGCACAUUCCGGACCAGGAUUUUUACCAUGGCACCGGGAGUAUCUUAAGAGAUUUGAAAUCGCUCUUCGCAUGGUCGACCCAACAGUUUCGAUACCGUACUGGGACAGUGUCAUCGAUAACUAUCUGCCGGACCCUAGAGACUCUAUCCUUUUCUCAAAUCUCUUUGCUGGUGAAACGGACUAUUAUGGAAAUGUGAUACAAGGACCAUUUGCGUAUUGGAGAACACUGGAAGGACGAAGCACCAUUCUGAGAAAUCUCGCCUAUGAAGGAUCGCUGUUCAACGAGAACCAGAUAAACAAUGUUGUUGCGCAGAACACAAUUGAAGACACGCUUGCCUAUACGGCACCAUUAGCAGGUUGUCCAUACCCAAACAACUACGGAGCAAUUGAGUACAUUCACUCAAACAUACACUUAUGGAUCGGAGGAGAUAUGAAACCACCAACCACCUCUGCUAAUGAGCCGCUUUUCUUCAUGCAUCACUCGUUUGUUGACUACAUAUGGGAGCUUUGGCGUCAGCUUAAACAACCGAGAUGGCUGAGAGAAGUGGCUUAUUCGAAUGACCACGGAUACUGUACAAAUCAACUGCACUUCAGUUGGGCGUACAUGAGACCGUUUCCCUAUUUGCAGAACAGAGACGGUCUUUCGAACUCGUACACUGAUCAAAUGUAUCGCUACGCUCCUCGGCCAAGUUGUUCGUUCCAGAAUCCUGACUGCGGUUCUCCCUAUCUGUUUUGCGACACCAGAGGGUAUCCACACUGUGUGGCUAAGAUAAAAAUGAAUGGUAACUGUCAGGGAUUUGAGAACUAUGACUCAUGCUACAACGGACGAUGCUGGUGGGGACGAUGCAUUCCAACAGUACGUUCUUCGUCAGCUCUGUUUCAUCGUGAGCCUCAUUCGCAAGUUUUUAGGAUAUUUAUAGCAGGUAGAAUGUGGGCAUCAAAAACAGUGAAAGACGUACAACCGUUGAAUAACUCAGCCGUCAACGAUUUUCUAAUGUCCACUAUUGAACACCACGAGAUGGGUGAACCAGCGAAACCACAGAAGUCGAUUGCCCCUACAUUCAAUAACUGCCAUAACCGAUCACCCUGUUGCCAAUUUUGGGCCGAACAUGGGUGGUGCAACAUACAACCCGAAUACAUGGGCGUCUAUUGUGGUCCGAGCUGUGGAUCGUGCAUACCAACCUACAAUAUAACUAGUGUGGAGUGCACGGAUCUUCAUCCGAUGUGUAAGGAAUUCAAAGCCCAAGGUUUAUGUCAAGGCAAAUCUGAGGACUUCAUGAGGGAAAAUUGCCGUGUUUCAUGCCAAACAUGCAGAGCUCGGAAUGAGAAUCGGUGCUAUCGAAAUGGAAAGGUAGGUUCAAUCCUUUUUCCACCAUUUUCUCAAACCUUGUGGGAGAUACCAAUUAUUUCUCUCGAAUUAGCAAGUCUGAUUCCUCCUAUCGUGCCGAAGGAUCUUGUGCUUUCCAUCCAGGACACCACCGAUUCAGAAGUGCUGGAACGAGUGCAACUAGCGAAACGAUCAAUUCGCAUGAAGAGGGCAAGCAUAGAAGACUCUCAGUAA